This is a messenger RNA of Laetiporus sulphureus 93-53, 1018 nucleotides long. RefSeq lists its product as uncharacterized. The transcript is spliced from 3 exons. The record is from RefSeq and is a predicted model, not a curated record. NCBI's taxonomy places the organism in Eukaryota, Fungi, Basidiomycota, Agaricomycetes, Polyporales, Laetiporaceae. Bases 125 to 649 code for a protein of 174 amino acids.
ACAGAGUCCAGACCUUGACUAGGAUAUCUACUUUAAAGGCAGUGGCUGCUUGCGGUCGCAACAUACUCGAUAAUCAUACCAUAUUUCUAGUGAAGAGCCGACCCAUUGUCGAGCAGCUUUCAACAUGUCGAAUCUUCCUCCUCCAUCACUUGACGGCGUGCUCACAGUUAGUGCAUCGUCCGUGAUCAACGCACCUCUUAGCGGACUGUGGGAGAUCCUUCUCGACUUUCCAUCGUACCACGAGUGGAAUACGUUCGUCCAUGUCCAGAAAGUUGUGGAUGCAUCUGGGAAUCCUCUUCCAGACCAGACGCCUCGGGAAGGCCAGUAUAUUCUCAUGGAAGUGUACAUACCUCCUACACCCGACAUGAACCGAUCGCCUACCUCUCGUCCGCUUGAAAUGAUCAUCGCGAUAGACCAUGAGACUCACCGUCUUGCAUGGAAGAACCUCAUGCCACAAUGGUUCCUGCGUGCUGUGCGAUGGCAGGCACUCAGCGUCAUUGAAGGCGGCAAGACGCUGUACGAGACGAGAGAGGUGAUGUCAGGGCCAGGAGCGUAUCUUGUCCGCAUGCUUAUGAGCAGCGGGCUGCAGAAGGGAUUCGAAGCCGUCGCCGAAGGAUUGAAGAAGAAAGCAGAGGAAGUGCAGACGUAGGUGUCACGCCGUACUGAGAUUCUUUACCAUUCUCGUUGUAUAUCACGUCUCCCUUCUCGUUCUUGUCGAACUUUUCCGAGAAGCUUUCGACCUGACAUGCCAGCUUUAUGUAAAACCACAGAUACUUCGUUUCCGCGCCGGUCUACCCAGCAGAUGUCUCAUCACGUCGUCUACAUCAUGAUCCCAGCCAUAACUAGUCUUCUUCAUAUCCCAUUCUGGUCUGGGUUUGGACAUACAUAUGCUGGCGGUGUUCAGGACAAACAUUCACGCAUACAGCUUGUGCGUCGAUAGUUGGUUUCCUACAUAGCUAGCUAUGUUUGAUUCAAUCCGGUGCUUUCUCUCUUCCUGCGCAACAUGACCUUUCCUGUG